Messenger RNA from Orbicella faveolata, 1182 nucleotides. RefSeq lists its product as uncharacterized. NCBI's taxonomy places the organism in Eukaryota, Metazoa, Cnidaria, Anthozoa, Scleractinia, Merulinidae. Gene Ontology annotation, biological process: protein refolding; response to heat. Gene Ontology annotation, cellular component: nucleus; cytoplasm. The record is from RefSeq and is a predicted model, not a curated record.
UUCAGUAGACUGCGAUCAACAGUUCAAGUUUUCAGAAAAGGCAAACAAGAUACACGAAGAGGAAAAAUCACGAGAAGACGUUCAGGACAGCAUGGCUCUCGUAUUCAGAUUUCCAAGCUAUCACCCAUACAGCUACUACAACCGAGCUCCCAGAGGCCAUGACUUUUUCCACGAUCUAUGGAAAGAGAUCGCCCGCUCUUACGAACAGGAAGCAGGAAAUUCUCAUCAGGGACCAACAAAGAUCGCCUCUGUACCGCUGAGUCAUUACAAACCUGAAGAAAUCUCGCUUGAGGUGGAUAACGAAAAGGUCAUCUUACAUGGAUUGCAUCAGUUCGAACGAGAAGAUGGAUUCGAGAAAAGCGAGUUCAAGAGAGUCUUCAAGCUUCCUCAGGGUAUUGAUCCAAAAACAGUCAAGUCACGCGCUAGCCAAGAUGGGCAGGCUCUAAUAAUCGAGGGCACCAAACCCGAGGAGGAAGAAGCUGACGAUGGCAAAUUUCGGGCCAAGUUGGAUGUCAGUGGUUUUAAACCAGAAGAGAUCAAGAUCCAACUCCACGGAAAUGAGUUGAACAUCACUGGGAAACACAUCUCAGAGCGUGACGAUUUUUAUCUGUCACGCGAUCACAGCCGUCGUAUUGUGCUGCCAAAAGACGUGAUUCUUUCCACGGUGACCUCACGCUUGUCAAAAGAAGGCCUAUUGACCAUAGAAGCAUCACGUGAUCCAGCUUUGCUGCCGCAGGAGAGAUCCGUUGACAUCACCAUGGAAACAGAUGAAGGAUUCCAGCAAAUGGGCGAGGAACCAAAAGCGGAGACGAGCGUUGAUGCGGAUGAAACUGCCAACUAGUGAUGGAGACUUUGACAAGAACGAAUUAGCUGAAACUUUUAAGCUAUCGCUGAAUUUACUUUAACUGCAGCUGAGUGUGAUUGCUUAGAACACUCAAUUCGAGAGUACGCAGUUUUUACAUAGCAUUGUAAUGAUCAUAUAAACUACCAUGAUUACCCUGUAACUCAGUUCUUUCCAGUUGGAACUGUGACAAAUGAAGAGUAAAGCAAAUAUAAGGAUAUAAUUAAGUUUUGUAGUACUUCAAAGUUUUUUGAUACGUUUAUAGUUUACCUACUGCUCUUUGCUAGCAUUAAACUACAAAAGUGAAUUAAUAAAAUAAAUGCAGGCUUGUUAGUUUACAA